Molecule: messenger RNA, 985 nt
Organism: Aricia agestis (brown argus)
Lineage: Eukaryota; Metazoa; Arthropoda; Insecta; Lepidoptera; Lycaenidae
Product: outer dense fiber protein 3
Exons: 5
Coding region: 81-764 (227 amino acids)
Source: RefSeq, a predicted model, not a curated record
GACAUAAGUGUCAAACAUUUAGGUUUAUUUUAGGUUUUCGUUUUAUAAUUUGGAAUCAAAAUUCAAGUAACCGACCCAAAAUGGGUAGAAAAAUAGGGCCCGGUCCAGGGGCGUACUUACUUCCUCCAACUGUGGGCUAUAACCAACACGACCCCUCCCGCUACCGCAUGCCCAUGUAUUCGUUCGGUGUGAAGCCGCCCCUGCACUUCGGGUCGAGAGGCCCCGGGCCCGUCUAUCGGAUCGAGAAGAUGACUCGCGAAGGCAUUAUAUCCGCCCCUGCCUGGAGCCUGGGGGCUAGGUUUCCAACGCGCACAAUAACAACAGCUCCUGGCCCGGGAGCCCACGCGCCCGAGCUUUGCCCAAUAUUCAAGGAGUUCAGACCGCCUAUGUACUCGAUGGGGGCCCGCUUUGGUACCGACUUCAGGCGAAUAGGCCCCGCCCCUAACGCCUACAGCGUGCUCGGGAACAAACCGUACCCCGCCUACAGCAUGGGCGCCAGACUUGGUACCACUGUGAAAGUCCGUAGUCCGGGACCUGCGGUGUACUACCAGCAGAAUAUAGCUAUGUAUAAGUACAAAGCACCGAGCUACUCGCUGGGCGGGCGGCGCGAGUCCGGUAAGUACUCGCGCUCGCCCGGACCCGCCGCCUACCCGCCUGAUCUAUACAACACAAAGAAGAGUGGAUUCUCAUACUCAUUCGGUAGAAAACACGGCGAUGACUGCCCACCUAUGAUCACAGAUGCAGACAGCAUGGAAUGUUUGUGAAGAUAUUCGUCCUCAAAAAUUUAUAACAAACAUAGAGCAAAUUAUAGUAUUGUUCCAUUUUAGCGGAGCGGGCCGACAAAAAUUUAUACAAGUAUUCGUGUCAGAGUGCGUGUUUGGUCAUAAAACUCACAUGAAAGAUGCGAACCGCUGCGCCCCGUCACAAUUUGUGAAGCUGUUUUUUUUUACAUACAAAUGGCAACAAAGUUUUUCAAAUAAAUUGA